GUUGUUUUUGUGACCGUCAUAAGGGCAGACAUUUUGGCCCGUGUAGACGACAGUAUUGCAAGAUUAUUCGGAAAACAUCGAACCUUUUAAAAUUUUAAACAAAUAAUUUCUCUGUGUUUGUAAGCUCACAUUUCACCACAAGCAUGUGGUAUGAGAUACUGCCCGGUUUUGCUAUAAUGACAGUUUGUCUGAUGAUUCCUGGCAUCGCAGGUACUCACAUCCAGAAGUUAACAAACCGUAACAAGGAAAAGAGGGUCGUACACGUUCCCUAUCAGUUGUACUUAAUGGAGAGAGACAAGAGAGUGUCAGGAACUGGGACACACUACCACACCAAGGGACUUGAAAACAUCAAUUGAACAGCCACUAAGCAACAACUGAAAUGUACAUUUUGUCCAGUCGUCUAUUAAAAUGUUAUAAUUAAAUUA
Molecule: messenger RNA, 425 nt
Organism: Puntigrus tetrazona (Sumatra barb)
Lineage: Eukaryota; Metazoa; Chordata; Actinopteri; Cypriniformes; Cyprinidae
Gene: ndufa1
Product: NADH:ubiquinone oxidoreductase subunit A1
Exons: 3
Coding region: 144-356 (70 amino acids)
Source: RefSeq, a predicted model, not a curated record